ACGCGUUGCCGUUUGGUUGAAGUGAGCGGAUGAGCACAGGCGAGACAUUCCUUCGAUUGGGGCACAUCUCAAAGCAGAGGCGGGCAGGCGGCCCGAAGUUAAAGUCCAGCGAAUCACCACACUUGGCUCUUAAAGUGAGAUUAGUUUGUGGCACAAAGAGGACUCGGAAACAGUCCGAAAUACUCCCAUUAAAAAGUGUUUAAACGUUGACAAAAACUAUCAAAAAAUAAUCAAAAUAUCAUAAAUAUUAUUAGUAAAUUAAAUCAAAUCCGAAAAUUCCAGUAGUGACUAAAACUCAAGUGAAACAUUCUAUUGAGACCAAAGUUUUCUCUUGUCUGCCAGUUGAAACUUUUUCUAGGCAAAAAUCCUCGCAAAAUAUAACAACGUGAAGCACCGCGUAAUGGGCAACCAAUUUUGGUAACAAAUAAAAAAUACACUCCAUCCAUUGUAUGGGCAUAAAAAAUACUUGAAAGUAGAAGUGGAAAAAACUCGCAAAAUUGUUACAGCAACAACAAAAUACAAACGCAAAAUGCAUUCGAGGCUAAAAUUCUUGGCAUAUUUAUAUUUAAUAUGCGCCGGCAGCAUUUGCUGGCUGCAAUUCAGUGCCGCCCAACAGCAGCAGCAGCAACAAACGGCAUCGUUAACCGAGAAAAUACCAUUAGGUGCCAUCUUUGAGCAGGGUACAGAUGAUGUGCAAUCAGCCUUUAAAUAUGCAAUGCUCAAUCACAAUCUGAACAUUAGCUCCCGGCGCUUCGAGCUGCAGGCGUACGUAGAUGUCAUCAAUACGGCGGAUGCAUUCAAAUUAUCCCGACUGAUUUGCAAUCAAUUCUCGCGCGGAGUCUACUCAAUGCUGGGCGCCGUAUCGCCGGACUCCUUUGACACAUUGCACUCCUACUCGAAUACGUUCCAAAUGCCAUUUGUGACGCCCUGGUUCCCCGAGAAGGUGCUUACACCAUCGUCGGGUCUGCUGGAUUUCGCUAUCAGCAUGCGUCCGGAUUACCAUCAGGCGAUUAUCGAUACCAUCCAGUACUACGGCUGGCAGAGCAUUAUUUAUCUCUACGACUCGCACGACGGCUUACUACGGCUGCAGCAAAUCUAUCAAGAACUGAAGCCCGGAAAUGAAACAUUCCGUGUGCAAAUGGUGAAACGCAUCGCCAACGUAACGAUGGCCAUUGAGUUUUUGCACACGCUGGAGGAUUUGGGUCGCUUCAGCAAAAAGCGCAUUGUGCUCGACUGCCCGGCGGAAAUGGCCAAAGAGAUCAUCGUGCAGCAUGUGCGGGACAUAAAGCUGGGCAGGCGCACCUAUCAUUACCUGCUCAGUGGUCUGGUCAUGGACAAUCAUUGGCCCAGCGAUGUGGCAGAGUUCGGGGCCAUCAACAUCACCGGCUUUCGCAUUGUCGACACUAAUCGGCGGGCGGUGCGGGAUUUCCAUGACAGCCGGAAGCGCUUGGAGCCAUCUGGCUCUGGCCUGGGCGCAGCGGGGGGCAACAGCUUGCCAGCCAUUUCGGCCCAGGCGGCAUUGAUGUAUGAUGCGGUUUUUGUGCUCGUCGAGGCCUUCAAUCGCAUUUUGCGCAAGAAGCCGGAUCAGUUCCGUUCCAAUCAUCUGCAGCGUCGCAGCCAUGGCGGUGGCUCGAGCUCCUCCUCUGGCACGAACGAGUCGAGUGCCCUGCUGGACUGCAACACCAGCAAGGGCUGGGUAACGCCUUGGGAGCAGGGCGAAAAAAUCUCUCGAGUCCUGCGCAAGGUGGAAAUCGAUGGCUUGUCCGGUGAGAUUCGCUUCGACGAGGACGGUCGUCGCAUCAACUACACGCUGCAUGUGGUGGAGAUGUCCGUGAACAGCACUCUGCAGCAGAUGGCCGAAUGGCGCGACGAUGUGGGUCUCCUGCCCCUCCACAGUCGCAGCUAUGCGACUUCAUCGCGCUCUGCCUCCGCCAACUCCGGGGACUAUGCCAAGAAUCAUACGUACAUCGUGACAAGUGUGCUGGAGGAGCCCUAUCUGAUGCACAAGCAGACGCAUUACGGCGAGGAGUUGGUGGGCAACGAUCGAUUCGAGGGCUAUUGCAAGGAUCUGGCUGAUAUGUUGGCAAAUCAAUUGGGAAUACGAUAUGAACUCCGUUUGGUGCAGGAUGGCAACUAUGGCUCCGAGAAUCAGUAUGCUCCUGGCGGCUGGGAUGGCAUGGUGGGUGAGCUAGUGCGCAAGGAGGCUGACGUGGCCAUAGCAGCCAUGACCAUCACAGCGGAACGCGAGCGAGUGAUUGACUUUAGCAAACCCUUCAUGACCCUGGGCAUAUCCAUAAUGAUCAAAAAGCCCGUCAAGCAGACGCCAGGCGUAUUCAGUUUCCUCAACCCCCUCUCGCAGGAGAUUUGGAUGAGUGUGAUCUUUAGCUAUUUGGGUGUCAGUAUUGUGCUUUACUUUGUCACACGUUUCCCGCCCUACGAAUGGCGGAUUGUGAGGCGACCCCAGCCGGAGGCCACGGCCCAGCAGCCACCCGGUAUCAUUGGUGGGGCCACGCACAGUGAGCCAUCACAGCAACAGCCGCCAGUGCCGGCCAACGACUUCAGUCUGCUCAACUCGUUCUGGUAUUCCCUGGCCGCCUUCAUGCAGCAGGGAUGCGAUCUGACGCCUCCCUCCAUUGCCGGACGCAUUGCCGCCGCCGUCUGGUGGUUCUUCACCAUCAUUCUGAUAUCGUCGUAUACCGCAAACCUGGCCGCCUUCCUCACAGUGGAGCGCAUGGUGUCCCCCAUCAAGUCGCCCGAGGAUCUGGCCAUGCAAACGGAUGUGCAGUACGGAACGCUACUCCACGGCUCCACUUGGGACUUCUUUCAGCGAUCGCAAAUCGAGCUGCACAAGAAGAUGUGGGACUACAUGAACUCCAAUCCCCACCUAUCGGUCCAUGCCUAUGACGAGGGCAUACGCAGGGUUCGUACCUCCAAGGGGAAGUACGCCCUGCUGGUGGAGUCCCCGAAGAACGAGUACGUGAAUGCCAGGUCCCCGUGCGAUACCAUGAAAGUGGGCCGCAACAUCGAUGCCAAGGGAUUUGGCGUGGCCACACCCAUAGGAUCGCCCAUAAGAAAACGCCUGAAUGAGGCCGUGCUCACACUGAAGGAGAACGGAGAGCUACUGAGGAUACGCAACAAGUGGUGGUACGACAAGACCGAGUGCAACCCCAAUUUGGACAGCCAGGAGACCUCCACCCCCAACGAACUGUCGCUGAGCAAUGUGGCAGGAAUUUACUACAUCCUAAUCGGUGGCCUGCUCCUGGCAGUGGUGGUGGCCAUCGUGGAGUUCUUCUGCCGCAGCAAGUCCUCGCGCCUGAAGGCCCCGUCCAAUGGCGCCGCCGGCGGGGUGCCUGGCAUGAUGGGCUCCUCUACAUAUCAGCGUGACUCGCUCUCUGAUGCGAUUAUGCACUCGCAGGCAAAGCUGGCGAUGCAGGCCAGCAGCGAGUACGACGAGCGAUUGGUGGGCGUUGAGCUGGCAUCUAAUGUGCGCUAUCAGUAUAGCAUGUAAGCGAUGUCCGAUGUCCAAUGUCCGAUGUCCUGGAUACCAGCAGCAUAUAGCGGAAUUCUUGUAAAUAAUUAAGGCAUUAUACGAUAACGCAUAACUAAACGACGCUGGCAAUCAACUCUCGGGUCUAGUGCGAAUACGAUGAAAGGGGAAUGAUGCCAGGCGGCGUUCAAAAACUGUACAGAAUAAUUACAUACAUACAUACACACAUACAUAUAUAUAUAAUAUAAAUAUAAUUACUAUUAUUGUAUUUUUGAUAAAUGUAUACAAGGGCGUGCGUGCAUAAAUUAACUAAUAACUAAUACUAACACUGUACAUAGGUUAAGUGAAAAUUAUUCCAAAAAAAUACUUAUAAUAAAGCCGUAUGUUU
This is a messenger RNA of Drosophila obscura, 3875 nucleotides long. RefSeq names its product glutamate receptor 1 (gene GluRIA). NCBI's taxonomy places the organism in Eukaryota, Metazoa, Arthropoda, Insecta, Diptera, Drosophilidae. The coding region runs from base 530 to 3508 and encodes 992 amino acids. Gene Ontology annotation, cellular component: postsynaptic membrane; plasma membrane. Gene Ontology annotation, biological process: synaptic transmission, glutamatergic; modulation of chemical synaptic transmission. Gene Ontology annotation, molecular function: glutamate-gated receptor activity; transmitter-gated monoatomic ion channel activity involved in regulation of postsynaptic membrane potential. The record is from RefSeq and is a predicted model, not a curated record. The transcript has 13 exons.